Molecule: messenger RNA, 2013 nt
Organism: Melanaphis sacchari
Lineage: Eukaryota; Metazoa; Arthropoda; Insecta; Hemiptera; Aphididae
Product: cysteine protease ATG4B-like
Exons: 10
Coding region: 586-1794 (402 amino acids)
Molecular function (GO): protein-phosphatidylethanolamide deconjugating activity
Source: RefSeq, a predicted model, not a curated record
UAAUAAUAAUAUUAAUAAUAAUAAUAACAACGUCGUAUUCUUAUCGUUUUCACGUUCGUGUGCGUGUGCCCCCUUCCGCCCUACCGUCCUCGAAAAAACCGUCGACUGUUCGUAGUUCGCACGAUAAUAAUAAUACUAUCGUUGUCGUCAUUGUUGAAUCACUCUCGUCGCUUUCGGCGACUUUUGUCCGCGUCGUCCGGCAGAUGUGUUGGUACCUAUUUACGUUUUUUUAGUACGCGCCGGCCAGAAGGACGUUUGUCGUCGAUGUCCGAACGCGGAAGCCGUAUUCUUUCGCGUCUCGUAGAUAGCAGACAAAGCUCGUUGUCGUCAACCGUUCGCCCGUUAGGUAUCUUAUAAAUGAUUAAAUAAUUUAUGUAGUAGGUAUCAUGACUUGUGAGCCACCACUUGGCGACCAUCGUCACCGACGGAUAUACGGUUGGCCGUCGGUAUUCGUCACAGCACUGGGCACAUUAAAUAUAUCACACGUCGCAUGAAUAUCGCUUUUUGUUGUUGUUAUUGCUAUAUUAUUAUUAUAUAAUUGCAAGUCUUAUAUUUGGACGUAAACACUCUCAACUCGCUACAUGAAUGGAUUGGAAGCAAAUCAUUCAAAAACAUAGUCGUAAGAUCUUGAAUAGAAUAAGUAUGGACUUGAUCUUAGAAGCGUAUUUGACACACGAAUCAAGCCUCAUGGAUUUAGAAGAUAUACCUCAGACAGUUGAUUCUGUAUGGAUAUUGGGAAAAAAAUAUAGUACAGUUAUUGAUUUACAACAAAUUCGGGAUGACAUUCAGUCCAGAUUAUGGUUUACUUAUCGGAAAGGUUUUCUUCAAAUUGGUAAUACAAAUUUCACCUCUGACAGAGGUUGGGGAUGUAUGUUACGUUGUGGACAGAUGGUUAUUGGUCAAGCUUUAAUUUUUUUACACCUUGGAAGAGACUGGCGCUGGGACCCAGAUAAGAGGGAUAUAGAUUAUUUAAAAAUUUUAAGAAUGUUUGAAGAUAAGCGAUCUGCACCAUAUUCAAUUCAUCAAAUAGCUCUUAUGGGUGUAUCUCAUGGUAAGCAAGUUGGUGAAUGGUUUGGUCCAAACACAAUUGCUCAAGUGUUAAAAAAACUAGCCACUAUGGAUGAAUUGAGCUCUCUUGUUUUUCAUGUAGCAUUAGAUAACACACUAGUCAUUAAUGAAGUCAAAAAAUUAUGUACUGUGAUGGAACAAACUAACUCUAGUAAACAAAUUUGGAAACCUUUGGUACUAGUGAUUCCACUACGUUUAGGUAUAAGUACAAUUAACCCUGCUUAUGUUCAAGGUGUUAAGAUGUGUUUUACUUUCCCACAGUCGUUGGGUGUGAUUGGUGGAAGACCAAAUCACGCUCUGUAUUUCAUAGGUUUCGUAGGCAAUGAUGUAAUAUUUUUGGAUCCACAUACAACACAGCAAAUAGGAAUGUUGCCGAACAAAGAUAUAGAAACUGAACAUAAAAUUGAUCAUUCAUAUCACUGCCAACAAAUUAACCGAUUACCAAUCCUCAACAUGGACCCAUCACUUGCUGCGUGUUUCAUGUGCAAGACUGAAAACGAUUUUAAUUCACUAUGUCAUGAGCUAAAAGUACAUUUAGUGCAAUCUGAUCAAUCACCAUCACAACCGCUUAUCACUAUAUGUGAUGAUCGACCAUCUGACUGGAUGUUAGAUACCUCUGGAAAUCUAUCUACAUCGUCUGAAAACGUUGCUGUAUCAUUAUCAGACUUGGAACUAAACGAAAAAAAAUUACUAACUGAUUCAGAUGAUGACUUUGAGCUAUUAUGAUAUUCAUAUGAACCAAGAGGAUUCUUAAUAAUUCUAAAUAAAUGUAUUUACACUAACAUCAAAAAAUGAUAUGUACCUUCGAAGAGAUUAUGUUCAGUUCUAUUCCUGGUUGGUGCCACAAUGAAUGAUUUAGUUGCCCUUCCAAUUAAAUAUUCUUUUGUAAUAAUAUAUUAAUAGUUAUUAUUAUAUCAUUAUUUUUAUUAUUAUAAUUAUUAUUAA